Messenger RNA from Mycena citricolor, 450 nucleotides. Lineage: Eukaryota; Fungi; Basidiomycota; Agaricomycetes; Agaricales; Mycenaceae. The record is from the annotation of a GenBank genome assembly.
AUGACCGAUCGAGCAUCGUUGACGAUCUCAGCUCAAGGAUCUACCGCCCAAAGGGUCGAAUCGGCUAUCAUCCGGAAACCCGCAGCGCGUCGAGUGUAUCACCCCGAUGCACCUGCAGACCGGUCUGAAUGGGCAAUGUGGGUCGGAAAUGUGCCGAAGCAUGCCGAUGAAACCAAUCUCCAGACGUUUUUCACGCAAUUCGAAGACCACGGCGUUGUGUCGAUAUUUCGACUGUCCAAGUCCAGCUGCGCAUUCGUGAACUUCGCUAGCGAGACGCACUUGAUCGUGGCGAUUGAGCAAUAUGACGGAAGCCAUCUCCGCCCUGAAUGGUCGACGGGGCCGGUGCUUGUCUGUCGGGUUCGCACUCUCGACGACGAUCUUUGGACUGGAGUUGGCGGACAGCGAGGAAUGGGACUGCACCGCCAGUGGAUCGAGGACCACAGACCUUGA